Messenger RNA from Spirometra erinaceieuropaei, 480 nucleotides. The record is from the annotation of a GenBank genome assembly. Lineage: Eukaryota; Metazoa; Platyhelminthes; Cestoda; Diphyllobothriidea; Diphyllobothriidae.
AUGUCUUUGUCGGGAAUAACAUUUUGCCUAUAUAAUGUGGACAUUUGCAGCUGCGCCACUGGUCUCCUUCGACAAAGGAAACAUCAUCAAACCCUACCGAUUGAAGAGGCAAAGUCGUUGCGAUCGCUGAAGACAGAUAACAAGAUAGCUGUUAUGUCUGCUGACAAAGGAGGAGCAACCGUUAUCAUUGACAAGGCUGACUACGUCAACAAGGUAAACCAAAUCUUCGAUGACAGGGAAGCCUAUGAGUCACUCGCUGUAGACCCAACGAAAAAUGAGGCCACGGCUAUCAAGAAGAAACUGAAUGAUCUUGCCCGAUUUAUGCUCAUAAGCCUCGAUGACAGCAGAUCUAUGGCCCCCAAUGACCCCCGUAUCGCACGUGCGUACGGUCUUCCAAAGGUGCACAAGGCAGAUGGGCCGCUGAGGGUCAUAGCGUCACUUAUUGGAUCCCCUCCGUACAACCUUGCCAAAUGGUUAUAA